Messenger RNA from Penaeus indicus, 1868 nucleotides. Its product is annotated as trophoblast glycoprotein-like. Lineage: Eukaryota; Metazoa; Arthropoda; Malacostraca; Decapoda; Penaeidae. The transcript has 5 exons. The annotation marks the transcript as partial. The record is from RefSeq and is a predicted model, not a curated record. Gene Ontology annotation, cellular component: membrane.
AGCGGAGGUGCUCAUCUUCACCGGGAAUUAUGUGCCAGAACUGCCUGCCAAUGUCCUGGACAACUUAAAGGACUAUGGUGACCUGGACGUCAUCGAUAUGUCGAAUAACAACAUACGAUUCAUCCAAGGAAAGACUUUCCAUAAGGUCUAUUCCGUGACAACUUUGGUCCUGGACCAUAAUGACCUUGAGAUCACUGAUGACAAAGAGCGUCCCAGGAUUUUCAGCAACUUUGAGGGAUUAGAACGUCUGCACCUCACCAACGCCUUCACGGAGAGGAUUAACGCGUCCGAUUAUCUUCUGAGCUUAGAAGACAUUUUCUACGAGAGCAGAUUAGAAGAGCUGAAAGUUAUUCACCUAGAACAGAACGAGAUCUGGUCUAUUGGGAAUAACCAAAAGGUGUUCUGUCAGCUUCCCAAAUUAGAGCAGAUCUUGCUUGGAGACAACAGACUGAUGGAUUUUGACUUCAGGAUAGACUGUCUUCCUGAGUUGCGAUAUAUUGAUUUAGAGAGAAACAUGAUUUCCAGACUUACUAAUGAGGCAAUGACAAGACUAGAUGCCUUUUCUAAUAAAAAAGGAAGUUUACUACAGAUAAAUAUGGAAAAUAAUCCCUUUGUAUGCGACUGUCGCUCCGAGCCCUUCAUUCAUUGGCUGAACUUAACGAAAAUAGACGUGAUGAAAAAGGAAUCCUAUAAAUGCCAAGAUGGAUAUCCAAGAACAAAUCGCGAGAAGACACUUCAGGAGGUUCAGCAGUUGACUUGCCCUUCGUUCAAAAGCAAAACUAGUAUCAGCGACGACGUCUUCACGGAACGGGAGCUUGAAGAUUUCCACAACACCCACUAUGGAGAUCACCACAUCACUGGCUACUCGUCAGCAACUAUUGGCGCUCUGUCAUUCUUGCUGGUAUUCACUUCAUCUCUGUUGCUAGCAGUAGCCUACUUCCAUCGUCAGCAUUUAAAGUACUUGGCUACACCUCUCUGGACAUUCGUAACUAAAUACGUUGGCUAUACAGGGAUAGCCGACGAGGAAACUCCGCGGGAAGUGAAUGUCUAGUUAUAAACUAUAGCAGAGGCAUGUGUAGUAGUGUAGCGGUAUAUGUAACAAAGCGCCACUUUGAAUAUACGUUGUCUUUUGUUAGGGUAGUUUUGUACACGAUAAAUUUCACAGUCGAUAACUGUGCAGUAUGAAAAGAGUAGUGUGCUCUUGCGAAUCGUUAAUGUUUGUAUUUUUUACAGAUAAAUGUUUAUUUUAUAGAGGUUGUAGUAACUUGAAGAGUUGUAUUAACAGUAACAACAAAGAAACUAGAUGUAAAAUGAGUGAAUAGUUGGUUGUUAUUUAAUAAUUUGAUCUUAUUUUAUGAAGGCUUUGCAAUCAUUCCUUGUGAAGGAGCAAGCAAUGGGUGAAGAACGGAUUCAUAAUGUAGAGAUUACGUGAAUUUCGAUUAACAUUAGUCCUUGUAAAUCAUUGUUGUGAAUGAUUAUGAACUGUUACGUUUGUGAUGAUGUUUUUAAAGAGGAUUUAUUUUUAAGGACAAUGUUUGUUAUUUCUUCGCAUUAUUAUGAAUGAAUGUUAUCUACCAAUUAUAUUUACUUACUUUUGUACAUAUAAAGUAUAUUUUGCUUUUAUUCUUAUUAUGAUCUUAAGGAUGGGUUACUAACAUUCCAGUAAUGUAUGUAUAGACAUAAAUAUGUUCGGUGUCCCCGAAACAGGAUGCUCGUGUCUAUGUAUAUUAGUCCUACUCAAAAUUUAUUUCAAUGACUUCUCUACAUAAUUUGAACUUGUUAAUAAACACAUUAGUGCCAUAAUUAUGAGCUUUUGUAGCAGAGACUUGGGAAGUAGAAACUAGUGUUUGCAUUUAUAUAUAUAUAUA